Messenger RNA from Aureobasidium pullulans EXF-150, 1680 nucleotides. Its product is annotated as S-adenosyl-L-methionine-dependent methyltransferase. The record is from RefSeq and is a predicted model, not a curated record. The transcript is spliced from 2 exons. Gene Ontology annotation, molecular function: O-methyltransferase activity. Bases 150 to 1370 code for a protein of 406 amino acids. Lineage: Eukaryota; Fungi; Ascomycota; Dothideomycetes; Dothideales; Saccotheciaceae.
GGUCUGUAGCUUGCGAGUGGGCGACCGGCUGAGUGCUUGAGCUGUCGGUGUUUACUUAUCUUAGCCAGCUCCCGUCCUUGGAUUGCAAUCAUUAUCACAUACCUUUGCUGGCGUCGUGCAAGACUAUAUCACUCCUCUCGAUACACACCAUGACGAAGGCAACACCUAACACCAAUGGUGACAGCGGGCACUCUGCAGGCUGCUCGACCGACCUACUCCAUCUCCUCAACGCGUUCGAGAACACGUCCAUCGAUUCCGAAAUCGAGAGAUCUCAACUCAUCUCAGCUGCGACUACAUUCCUGGCUCGGCUGCAAUCCCCUUGGGAGACUAUUCGUCGACAUCUGGUUGACAGUCCGGCUGUACAGCUCUCUCUCAAAGUUUGCAUGGACCUUGAAUUGUUUCAGAAAUGGAAAGAUGCAGGCAACGGAGAUAAAACAGCUGCUGAGCUAGCUCAAUUGACCGGCUGCGAUGAAGAACUUCUACAGCGCUUUCUCAGGCAUCUUGCAGUCGAGCAUUUGCUUGCUGAGGUUGCCCCUGGGACAUAUGCACAGACAGAGUUCACGUUUGCAAUGUGCACUCCACACUUUGGUGCUUGGCCUCAAUACAUGCAUGAGACGGUUUUGGACACAUGGAAAGCCAUGCCCAAAGUCCUCGCUGAUAGAGGUUACAAGAACGAUUCUCUGACAGUAAUCGACGGCGCUUUCCAAGUGGCUACCCAUACAACCGGCCAGUCCAUCUUUGAUUACUUCGCCUCGCAUCCUGGUCAAGCUAAAACGUUCAAUAACGCCAUGACUGGCUAUGGUGCGGAAAGGUGUAGUUGGCUUGAUAUAUUCCCAUCUACCAACCUGCUAGAAAACGUGGUAGAAGGCCCUUUGUUAGUCGAUGUUGGUGGCAACAUCGGCCACGACGUCGAGAAGUUUCGCAAGAGACAUCCGGACAAGGCUUCGAGACUAGUCUUGCAAGACUUGCCAGCAGUAGUUGGUGAUGCCAUUUGUGGAGAUCAAGUCCAAGUCAUGCCACACAACUUCUUCGAGCCUCAGCCCGUCCGACAUGCUCGAGCCUACUACCUCCACAGUGUGCUUCACGACUGGCCUGAUGCCAAUGCAUUACAAAUUUUGGAAAACUUGAAGCCAGCAAUGAAGCACGGCUACAGUAAGCUCUUGCUCAACGAAAUUGUCGUUCUUGACAGGAUAUCUACAAGUUCACCUCAGGUGACAUCUUUCGAUUUGGCGAUGAUGGGCUUGUGCGCUGCUCAAGAGAGAACAGAAUUGAUGUGGAGAACCUUGCUUGGAAGAGCUGGAUUCAAGGUGAUCAAGAUUUGGACCAGCGAGGCCGCGGUUGAGAGCAUCAUCGAAGCUGAAAUUGUUUGAGAACUGAUUAAAUGCAUGAUAUACCAACCAAUAGCCGUUUUUCUUCCUGAACACGAUCUCCACGUGGCUUUCGAUUUCAGACUGGUCCAAGAAGCACACCGGCUACACAUGCUCCUUGACUUGGGAUGGAGUCUUCCCGCCUUGAACUUCCCCAGGAUUACUGAACUUCGGGAGAAAACUCGCUCUCGCGGAGUUGCCUCGCAGUGCCAUCGAGUCAAUGUUGGUUUGACUUCAGAUAGCGACCGUUCAGGAUAAUCAAGCAUGCAUAUGAAGCGUGGAGAGCACGCUGUUGCCGAUCUCGCACGGAAAA